This is a messenger RNA of Chara braunii, 5186 nucleotides long. Lineage: Eukaryota; Viridiplantae; Streptophyta; Charophyceae; Charales; Characeae. The record is from the annotation of a GenBank genome assembly.
GCAGAUCGCGAAACAAGAUGUGUUUACGAGUGUCUCCGUGCCCGUGUGUGUCGUUUGGCAUGUGCGCGUGUUGUGUAGGGUGCGUAAUGGAGGUGACCUUCUCGACACCACGAAUCGUGGAUCCCAUCUUCUCGACACCACAAACCAUGAGUCCCGAGAUGCACAUUCGCUUGGCAGAACCGUUUCCUCCUUGCGCGCGAUCCGUGCGGUAUUUUAACGGUGUAACUAUGAUCCACGGAGCGACCGCAGAGGACUUCGACGAGGACCCCUGGAUGACCGUCGUCCCGUGCCUGGAGGGGCAUGUUGACGGCUGGUGCGAUUGGAAUUGGGCCACGAUGGAGAGUCGUUGUCCUUGGGCAAGCCAGUACAAGUUCGCCAACAUGUUGGAGUUCGGGAACCUCAUCCCGGUGUCUGACGCUGUCCUCGGACACAAGUUCUUGAACCACAUGCGCAAAGCACAGGGCUGCAUUAGCCGCCAUUUCAGCCGCCUCGAGUGCCACUACUUUUUCCACAAGCUGGAGGACAAGAACAUCGUUCUCGACGUCCCCUGCGACGUCGGCCCCUCCCUGGAGCUCUCGUUGCCGUUCAGGCCGUGCGGCGGUUGCGAGUCAAGCAGGGCGGCGGCGGAGGGCGAUGAUCUGGGUUCUGGUCUGGCUACUCAGCUGCACCACGGCGAGAGUCGGGGACAGUUCGAUGACAGCGAGGACGAGGGGCCUGCAGCGCCGUUGAGGGACAGGCGGCGGUCGGUGUUGUCUAUUCCAGGGGUCGACAUUGGAGAUCCGGUUCGACGGGACAGCGCGGAACCUACAGGAAAGGUGGCAGCCUCUUCGGAGGUCGACUUGGAGGCGAGCGAGGGCCAAAGUGUGGAUGAGGUGACCGCAGGCGGCCUGGGCACGCAAGGCACUCCGCAAAAGAGGAGGGGGGAUCGCACAGACGAGUUCGUCCGUUCUUCGAAGAAGCUGAAGAGCAAGGCCCCCAGGACUGCGGGAGAGAAACGAAAGGGGACCGAGGGGGAGGAGGGCCAGCAGGUUGCCAAACGGCCGGCUUCGAGACAGAAGCAGCCUGCGUCUGGAACGUCUUCUCCACCGACGGAAAGGCCUCCAAUCGACAUCGACGCCGGGUACUUCCUCGAGUACAAAGACGGCGUUCGGACAAAGAGGGAGUUCGAGGUUAGCCCUGCGCAGGUCGUCGACCUCGGAGAGUGGGAGGACCUGUACAACCAGCGGUCCCUGGAUCCCGUGCUCGUGGAAGGGAUCAAAGAAGCGAUGCGGUUGGCGUUCGAAAACAAAGCGCAGUCUUACGAUUUGCCUACCCUGAAGCUGGCACCGUUGGGGCUUGAUAAACCGACUCCGGGGACCAAGGCAGAACGGGAGAACGUAUGGAAACUGGCCGUCGACUUUUUCAAUAAAUGGGAGACUGGUAGAUUGCUCGGCCACGAUGGCACAAAGUGGAUCAUGCGGAAGAAGAAGGUCAAAAAUGUGAAGCCCGGGGUUGCCUACGUCGAGAACGACAAGACGGGCAGGAAAGAGGUCGUGUACAACGUCCCUGUGGACCCGCCGACAAAGAAAGGCAAAAAGGAGAAAGAGGAGGGCGACUGGUUCAUGCAAGUGCCUGAGCCAGACGCAUAUUGUUGGAAAUCGAUGGAGUCGCUGACCGACAACGAGAAGUGUCGCGUCCAGAAGAAGGUUCUCGCUUGCGAGGUGGUUUGGGUCCAGGCCAGCUCUGCGGCGUUGGCGAAGCUCGGGAAGCUGAGCGUCCAGGACAUGGUUCAUUUGGUGAAGUGCGACCGGGUGCUGGUGCGUCUAUGGAACUACUACCAGUUCAAGCACGAGAAGAGGCCGGACGCGGAUUGGAGCCAGAGGUGCCCGUUCCUGAAAACAAGGUCCGUAAUUUUCAAACAGUUUGAGAGUCGUGGUUUGGAUGCAGAGUUGUGGGACGGGAGCAGGAAAUACGUUGCUGACUCCUCGUUGUUCAAGGACUGCCCGCCUUAUAUGGGUUGCGACGACGACCAAUCCAUCGAGGCGACGGAGAAGUUGGCCGGUCACAAGAAGUUGUCCGUCGAUUGGAGGAAUAAGGUCCUGUCCGUUUUGACUGGCAGUGGACUGAAGAGUCGCGAGAUCGCGCUUGCCGAAGGAAUUGUGCACAUAAAAUGGAAAGACACGGGCGACGUGACAUCCAUCGCGCCAUUCGGCAACGACCCCUUGGAGGCAGACAUAAGGUGUGCGGAGGUGAAGGAGGCGGUGGUUGCCACAAAGAGUCACACGUUCGUCCACAAUCUCCGCGAACCGGUGGACCUGAAGCUGUGGAAACCGCAAGCGUUCGACACUCUGGAUUCCCAGCUUCAGACGUGGUGUCCGUCGCAUUGGAUGCUCGUCGUUUUCGUCCCGCGGCUGCAGAACCUCUCAUUUCUGGCCAGCAUGAACCACCUUUCUUUCGUGAAGAUGCUGGAAGGGAAGUGGGUGAGGAAGAGUCAACAGAAGAAAAGCUUCCCCGUCGGGAAUAAUUUGUACACGGAAGAAGACCGGAUGUACAUACUAUUCAAAGGCGACGAUUUGCGCACUAACACGUCCGUUGUCUACGAGGGGAAACUGCCGCCUGCCGCCGCUGCUGCAGUGAGGCUGCCGCAGAAGGUUACGCAAACGGAUGUGUCCGGCAUCCCGUUCAACCCUUGUGAUUGGUCGCAUGUCUCGCCUACGCGUCGGGGCAGUGUGUACGGGGACAUGGAACGCAACCCCGCGCAAUUCGUUAAUCUUCUCGAGUCCGUCACCAAGAAGGGGGAGGGUAGCGAGGUCAAUUCGGGUGCCCACAUUUGCGAGUUCAUGGUCGUCAACGAGUCUCGCCCUCGCGCGUGGAACAAUAAGACGGACAUGUGGUUCAAGUUGAGUGCGAGGAAGCGGAACAAGAUAUACGACUUCUUGUUCCUGCAAACGCGGCCCAAGAGAAACACUGACGCCGAGUACGUGUGCCGCAAGGAUCACAUGUUCACGCUGCUCGACAACUACCACGACGCCUUCCGCAUGAACGCAAAGACCUUCCUCGAGAGGUUGCAGUCCCUGUACUUCGUGGAGUCGGAGGAGGAGUUGACGUUCGACAGUUACUCCUCCUUGAUCUCCAUGGAAGACGAGGAGACCACCGACAUCGAGCUCGACGCGACCACGAAGAGGAGGGCAGCGACACCGAAAGCCUCGACCUGCAGUACGACCCGCAUCCCGGGCAGCACACAACAGGGUCGUCCUUCGCAGAGAAUGCAAGCUCUAGCCUCCGGCCAUCGCUCACUGCGUCCCGGGUCUGACAUCCCGACCGAUCAUCUAUCUUGGAAGGAUGCCAACAUUCACUUCCUGCGUGAGCCUCAAAGUCGUUCCACGGAGGCGGACUGGGGCCAUGACAUGAUUUGGCAUCUAGGAGUCAUCCAGUCGGCGAUUCAAAAGGGUGAGUGGAUCGUGGCCGUCGCUGUCCCGGACGGAGGAUGGGUGCCCCUCCCUCGCGGGUCGAAGUCUGACUUCCUCGACGUCGCUAGAAUUGCGGUCCUCCAGAAAGUCAGGGCCGAGAAUGACUCUUUCGCACCCGAAGACGUGUCCUUCAUUUCCACAAUCGGGCGAUUGUUCGCCGAGCUUCAGGACAAGUGCUGGUUGGAGCUGACGGAGGACUACUACGACCUCGAUACGAGCCCCUCGAAGGGAAGGGUGGACUGGAAAAUCCCCCCUCCCAGUGGGGCGCAUGUAAGUACAGGGUCCCGGGGACCAGACGGUGGGGAGAACGAGGGCAACGAGGCUGGUGGCGACAAAGGAGUCCCGCCUGGUUCGGAGGGCGGGUCUCAGGGCGACACCACGACAGCGGAAGGCAGCGGCGGGGUGGCGGGGGAGGCCUUCGGGCGUCAGCAGUCUACCGGUCCCGGUCCGGCAAGCUCAGCACAGUCAGCGGAUGUGCCCACUUCAUCCGCCGACUCGGUGAUGGCGGCCUUGGUUGCUCUCCGUGCCGACUCGGUCGAAACGUUCAAGUCCGCCGGGAUCCGAACUUCAAUGCUUGCAGAGCGGACGAAGACGACGGACGCGCAGAGCUUGUCAGGAGCGGGGGUGGCGAGUCGUGAUACCAAAAUGGACAGCGGUGCGGUGAGGGACGAGACUGCGCCGCCUGCGGGGGACCGCCAACCGCUUCGGUCGGAGCGAGAGGGUACGUGUGGAGGGCCUGGCGACAGGGACAUGGCGAAGUUCGCCGGGAUCCGAACUUCUUCAGGCAAGGGGGGCCAACCAGGGAUUGUCGUGCCAGCGGGAGGGGCUGCGUGCGGUGAGCGGGAAGGGCAUUCGUCAGAAUUCGACACGGGUUCGGGCCAAGUGGCUGGAUUGCAUGCACGGGAAGAAGGCAGGGUGAUGGACAAAGAGAAGGAAGGGGAGGAAGGAGACACAGGGGAGGAAUUGGAGGAAGGAGGGAAUGAAGGGGAGGAAGAAGAGGAUGAAGGGGAGGAAGGAGAGGAAGGGGAAGGAACGGAGUUGGAUGGGUUGCUAGGAGGGAAUGACGGGGAAAAAGGUGAACUCGAUACAAGAGACGACGAACGGACGUUCGGCGACGACGAUGACAGAUCUGGAGAGUCGUCUGACGGAUUCGGGCAACUGUACAGAGAACAUCGCGAGGAAGACGACGACGACGAUGACACGGCACUGGGUAUGGAGACACAGGUGGUCACAAGCCUUUCGGCAGAACGUGAUGACUAUGAGGUCGAAGCAAUGUCGUCUGUCCUCGAUCUCCAACAACGGUUCAACGACGCUAGUGUUGCGGUCAGCCUGAAUAAACCGAGUGUGCGUAUUGACAUCGAAGAAGUUAUCGACGGCAUCCUGGGCGACCACCACAUGUCCGCGCAGCAGUCAUCUACGCCUGGUGUCGACGACCCUCUCGACGUCAAACCUUCCGGGGGAUCUGUCGUGGCUUUGUCGCCAACGAACGCUCCGAUGCUGCCGCCGACCAUCGCCAGCGGAGGAGAAGGCGAAAUCGGGGGACGACAAGACGUCACAUCCCCGAAAAAAACUGCCGCCGGCACUCGAGCUCUUGACGUGCUGGCCUUGCCCGCGCCAACUUCGCCGAUUAAGGAGCGGAGAGACAAACCAGCUGGUAAGCAGUGACAAACGCCACUCUGUCUGUGCGCCAGUGACCGCAGUGUCUGUCGAUGCGGGGAGUUCCUGAUGCCGGCAUGC